Diaporthe batatas is the source of this 1639-nucleotide messenger RNA. RefSeq lists its product as uncharacterized. Gene Ontology annotation, molecular function: iron ion binding; oxidoreductase activity, acting on paired donors, with incorporation or reduction of molecular oxygen; heme binding. The record is from RefSeq and is a predicted model, not a curated record. The transcript is spliced from 5 exons. The coding region runs from base 28 to 1620 and encodes 530 amino acids. NCBI's taxonomy places the organism in Eukaryota, Fungi, Ascomycota, Sordariomycetes, Diaporthales, Diaporthaceae.
GUCAAAAUCAGAAAUCCCCUCUUCAUCAUGCCAUCGGUAACAAUUAUUUGCGGCCUUCUGGCGGUUAUCAUAGCCACUGUCUACGGAGCUUUCAAUUAUGGCCAUCGCAGGAAGCAUAUGCCCGGUGGGCCCAAAACCUUGCCAUUUAUAGGCAACCUCCAUCAGAUUCCAAAGAGCUACACUCACACGAAAUUCACUCAAUGGGCACUCCAAUUUGGCGGCAUCUACACCCUCAAGCUUGGGAAUGAAACGAUGGCGGUAAUCACGGACCGCAACGUCGGCAAAGGCACACUUGACAAGAAGGCCAACAUCUACAGCCACCGGCCUACAUCCUAUGUAUCGCACGACCUGAUUACGAAGGGCAAUCACCUUCUGGUAAUGUUCUACGGUGACAAGUGGCGGACUUUCCGGCGCCUGAUUCACCAACACCUGACCGAGAACAUGGUCGAGCGCCAGCACUUAUCAAUCGUUAAUGCUGAGGCCAUUCAGCUGGUGCGCGAUUACAUGCUUUCCCCUGAGGACCAUAUGCUCCACCCAAAACGUUUCAGCAACAGUAUCAGCAACUCGAUAGUCUUUGGUGUCCGUACUAGCCAUGUCCGUUCCGAGUACAUGACGCGUCUCUACGCCUUGAUGGAAUCAUGGUCCGUGAUCAUGGAGACAGGCAACACGCCUCCUGUGGAUAUCUUCCCCUGGCUCAAGUUAGUACCGCAAAGGCUGUUCAACAAUUACAAGUCGCGUGCUCUCGCCGUCGGGAAACAGAUGGAUGGCUUGUACGAGGACAUUCUCAAUAGGGUCCUUGUGCGCCGUCAGACGCGAAGGACCGGCUCAUUCAUGGAUGUGGUGCUGGACCAGAAGGAAAAGACCAAUCUCCCACGCGACCAGCUGCGCUUUAUUGGGGGCGUUCUGAUGGAAGGAGGCUCUGACACGUCUUCGUCCCUCAUUUUGACGAUUAUCCUGGCGCUCAUUCUAAAUCCAGAGGCGCAGGAAAAGGCCCAUCGGGAAAUCUCGGCAGUCGUUGGCGAAGACCGUUCACCCGUUUGGUCUGAUAUGGCAAACCUUCCUUAUAUCAACAUGAUCGUCAAAGAAGGUCAUCGAUGGCGACCGAUUCUGCCACUUUGCUUCCCCCACAGCCUGGGUCAAGACGACUGGGUUGACGGAAUGUUUCUGCCUAAAGGCACCACGAUAAUCCUCAAUGUCUGGGGGAUGCACAUGGAUCCGCAAGUAUGGGAGGAGCCCGAGAGGUUCAACCCAGACCGGUACCGGAACCAUCCAUUGCUGGCUCCAGAGUACGUUGCCGGCGGCGACUGGGCAAAACGUGACCACUUCGGAUACGGAGCUGGGCGUCGCAUCUGCCCAGGGAUGUACCUCGCCGAGCGCAACAUGCUACUAUCCGUGGCCAAAUUGAUCUGGGCAUUCAAGUUCGAGGCCAAGACCGGAGCGGAUGGCAUGCCAAUGAAAGUUGAUGCAGACCCUGUCACAGGCUAUCACAACGGGUUUCUGUACUGCCCGAAGGAGUAUCCGUGCAAGCCCGUGCUUCGGUCUGGAAAGAUCAGGGAGACAGUUUUGAGAGAGUAUGAGAUGGCAGAGAGGGAUGUGUUUAGUUCUUUCGAGAGUAGCUGAUAACGUGGAUGUAAUAACA